Nannospalax galili (Upper Galilee mountains blind mole rat) is the source of this 1464-nucleotide messenger RNA. Its product is annotated as zinc finger protein 420-like. The record is from RefSeq and is a predicted model, not a curated record. Gene Ontology annotation, biological process: regulation of transcription by RNA polymerase II. NCBI's taxonomy places the organism in Eukaryota, Metazoa, Chordata, Mammalia, Rodentia, Spalacidae. Gene Ontology annotation, molecular function: RNA polymerase II cis-regulatory region sequence-specific DNA binding; DNA-binding transcription factor activity, RNA polymerase II-specific.
AUGGCGUGUAAUGUAGAGAAACCCUGCAAAUGUGAAGAACGUUACAAGUCCAAUACCCAUGUCUCAAAUCUUAGAAAGCAUAAAUGUAUUCAUACUGGAGAGAAACCCUACAGAUGCAUAGAAUGUGACAAGUCUUUUAUUUGGAUGUCAAGUUUCAAAUUACAUCAGAGAGGUCAUACUGGAGAGAAACCCUGCAUAUUUGAAGAAUGUGCCAAGCCCUUUAGUCAUAUGUCAAGUCUUAGAGAACAUCGUCUUAGAGCACGUCAGCCAGUACAUACUGAAGAAAAACCCUGCAGAUGUGAAGAAUGUGCCAAGUCAUUCAAACGCAUGUCUAAUCUUAGAGCACAUCAGCGAAUAGACACUGGAGAGAAACAUUACAAAUGUGAAGAGUGUGUCAAGUCCUUUAGUAAAAUGUCACAUCUGAGAGCACAUCAGCGAAUACACAUGGGAUUGAAACCCUACAGAUGUGAAGAAUAUGUCACAUCUUUUAGUAAAAUAUCAAGUCUUAAUGUACAUCAGAGAAUUCAAACAGGAGAAAAACCCUACAAAUGUAAAGAAUAUGGCAAGUCCUUUAGUCAAAUGUCAAGUUUGAGAGCACAUCACUCAGUACAUACUGGAGAGAACCCCUGCAGAUGUGAAGAAAGUAGCAAGUUCUUUGCUCAAAUGUCAAGACUUAGAACACAUCAGCGAAUACAUAUGGGAGAGAAACCCUACGGUUAUGAAGAAUGUGGUAAGUCCUUUAGACAUAUACCACAUCUGAGAGUACAUCAGCGAAUACUCAUGGGAGAGAAGCCCUACAGAUGUGAAGAGUGUGGAAAGUCCUUUAGACGUAUGUCAGAUCUUAGAGCACAUCAGCAAAUACAUACUGGAGAGAAACCCUACAGAUGUGAAGAGUGUGGAAAGUCCUUUAGACGUAUGUCAGAUCGUAGAGCACAUCAGCAAAUACAUACCGGAGAGAAACCUUACAGAUGUGAAGAAUGUGGCAAGUCCUUUAGACGUAUGUCAGAUCUUAGAGCACAUCAGCAAAUACAUACUGGAGAGAAACCCUACAGAUGUGAAGAAUGUGGCAAGUCCUUUAGACGUAUGUCAGAUCUUAGAAUACAUCAGCAAAUACACACUGGAGAGAAACCCUACAGAUGUGAAGAAUGUGGAAAGUCCUUUAGACGUAUGUCAGAUCAGAGACAUCAGCGAAUACAUACUGGAGAGAAACCCUACAGAUGUGAAGAAUGUUGCAAGUCCUUUAGACGUAUGUCAGAUCACAGAGUACAUCAGCGAAUUCAUACUGGAGAGAAACCCUACAGAUGUGAAGACUGUGGCAAGUCCUUUAGUCAAAUGUCACAUCUUAGAAGACAUCAGCGAAUUCAUACUGGAGAGAAACCCUACAGAUGUGAAGAAUGUGGCAAGUCCUUUAGUCAAAUGUCACAUCUUAGAGCACAUCAGCGAAUACAUACUGGAGAGAAACCC